ACCCCGCCCCUCGGUAGGGAAAGAGGCGCCUGGAACUCUCGCCGCUCAGUCGGAAUUGGUCUUUUCCUUUUCACCCCUGGCCAGAUAUUGGCUGCCGUUCGCUAGCACCGAGAGAGAGGAUUGGCUGUGCUGAGGACGACAGGCAGGCUGUGAUUGCCGCUAGGAGGUGUGCAGCUGGGUCCGGAAGGGAAUUUCGUGCAGCAAUGGGUCAAGAAGCUGGCAAACUUGCAUGGCCAAAACCAACAGGAGGGUAUCAGACUAUUACAGGUAGAAGAUACGGAAGAAGGCAUGCUUGUGUCAGUUUUAGACCAUCUUUGAAUAGUGAGGAUGGAAAUCAACACCAACACAAUGGAGAAUAUGAAGGAUUAGAAUUGAGUGAUGGUUCUGGACCAUUGGUUCAAGUUUCUUCAGGUUUACUGGAUGAGCCUGUGUUAGAAAAUAUUGGAACUGGAGAACCCAUUUGCCAAGCUGUGUUCAGGCAAACUUCUGAGGCAAACCCUUCACCAUUUUCUUAUGUAGAAGGCAGCCAAAUCUCAAGGAACGUUAUGAGCCCUGAUAAAAACUCAGAGGACCUUGCAAAAUAUGCUUCUGGGGAGUGUGAUGAUUUGAAUAGCUGCAGUGGAAUAGCUUUUGUAAACAUUGACUCUUAUGAGCCAGAUAGCAGUGAAGGAGAAGAUGGUGAUGAUCAAAACCAACUUUGCUUGGUGAGAGAAGAAGCAGGUGUACUUCAGGAGACACUAGAUAACAUAGUUUCUGAGUUAGAAAAGGAUGUAGAAUCUCUUACGCAUUUACGGUCCCAGCUAUCUACUCUCAAUGAUAGAGUUUAUAGAGGAUGUUGUGAGGAAAUAGGACCAGUGCCCUUAGCAAGAUAUUUUAGCACAGAUUCAGACUUUACCCAACCAGACAAUGGGAUGUAUAAAAAAUCUGCUGAAGAUCAAGCCAUACUGACAAAUAACCUGAGUGGUGCCAGCUAUGAAAUGCAACUGGUAAACACAGUGAAUAUUGAAAACAGGACCUGUGUAACAACUUGUAGUGAAUUAAAUAUCAAUGAUGAGGAGACUGAGCAAGGAGAUUCACCUGAACCAAUAGUGAGACCUAAAAUAAGAAAACUAAACCCCACAAGCCAUUUGGACAGAGAGAAGCUUCCGAGUAAUAAUGAAGAAGAAAGCAGUUCUAGGAGGGAAGGUGAAAUUGAUGAAAUUGAGCAAGGCUGUGCUGAGUUUCCUUUCAGAAAUGACAAAGAAAAAUUGAGCUCCAGUAUGUUAUUUGAUUCCAAGUGGUACAGUGGUCCUCAAAGCCACACAAAAUUAGACCCAAGAAGAAAUACAUCAGUUCAAGAACAGAAAGUUAUGCCAGAUGAUAGCAGUUUCUGGGAUGAGUUUGAAGACUGCAGCAGACGCUUAUCAGUGUCCCACAGGGAUCAAGACAGCUCAGAAUGUAGUGAUGGAGAAUGGACUGCAACUGGGCCUAUCUAUUUUGCUGCUGCAGAAAAAGACCAGUCCUCAAGUGAUGAGAGCUGGGAGACUGUCCCAGGCAAGGAAGAACGUGAAGCAGAAGUGCUGAAUAGCAGCAGUGGUAUAGAAGUGAAUGCAGACGCCUGCUUCCAUGGAGGGGUGCAAACAUUUUUGGAGGAAGGUGAAAUUCCUUGGUUACAGUAUCAUGAAGAAAUAGAAAGCAGCAGUGAUGAGGAAAACAAUCCAUCGAGUGAUUUUGUGCAUCCUGGAUUAUUUAUGUUGGAUGGAAACAACAACCUUGAGGAUGACUCCAGUAUGAGUGAGGACCUGGAUGUGGAGUGGAGGUUGCUGGAUGAGUUUGGCGAUGGAGCAGGAGUUGCUCAAGUCAUUUCAUAUGUGGAUCCUCAAUUUUUCACGUAUAUGGCACUAGAGGAGAGCUUAGCACAAGCUAUGGAGAAUGCUCUGGCACAUUUGGAGUCUCUUGCAGUUGAUGUUGAACAGGCCCAUCCACCAGCUCCUAAAGAAAGCAUAGAUUGUCUACCACAGAUUGUCGUCACAGAUGACCAUGACGGUCAAGAGCAAUGCUGCACUAUAUGUUGCAGUGAAUAUGUAAAAGAUGAAAUCAUAACAGAGCUACCCUGCCAUCAUUUGUUUCACAAGCCUUGUGUCACUCUUUGGUUACAGAAGUCAGGAACUUGUCCUGUUUGUCGCCAUGUGCUUGCUCCCAUGCUUCCUGAAGCAGCUGCUGCCACUGCUUCCUUUCUACCUGAUGAUGAUUCUUCAUCUUCUGUUUAGAACGUUACGGGAGCUCCCAGCUAGCGUAUGAGAUGAACAUUCUUCUGCCAAAAUAAAUGUUAAUUGUGCUUAGUUACAAUGUGAAAAAAUGAUAUGUAAAAUACCGUGUGUAUCGUAUGUUUCAGUUUGGAAAGAAGACGCAAGAAUUUUUCAACUGAUUAGAUUUACAAUAGUUUCUAGCUUUCAAUUUGAAAAUUUAAAAAUGUGCACCCUUUUUCGGUUUUCAGAGUAAUAUUGCUGGUAACUAGAAUGUCUAAAGCUUGUAUUAUGUUAAAGUUGUCUGAAAAGAUAAUAUGGCACUUUGUGUUUGCAUUCUUACAACUGCAGUGCAGUUGCAGCUUGCUUAAGUUAUGCUUAUAGACUGUCCUACAUAACUGAACUAUUUGCCAGUGAGUAACUGUAAUUCUUCUUUUGUUUACGUCAGAUAUGAAGACAUUUUGUGAUGACAACAGUACAAUUUGCUCUUACUGGAAAUGCAGAGGAAAAAUAUCUCAGUUUUAUUCCACAUUAACCUUUUUCCUGGCAUCAGAAGUGCUGUUAGAUUACUGUUGCUUGGGCUUUUUUACAAAUGCUGUUACCAAUUUUAAGUCUUAAGUCCUGAAUGAACUUUAUUAUGUAUGAACUUUUAACGUCAACAUUUGAUAUUCUGAGUUUCUAAGAAGUUGAAUCUGUAACAUCUGAGCAGCUGGUUCUUUUUUUUUUUUAAUAUUGUUCUACUGAAUAGACCUCCUUUACUUUCUCCUCCUUGCACACACAUUCGCUCUCUUCUAGAUAGAUUUAUUUUUAUAUAUAUGUCAGGGAGGAAUUGCUUUCCUAAUGCAGAUAUAAUUAAAAUAUUUUUGUCUCUUGGAGUCUUGAAGUCUGAACAAGGUAGUAACAACCUUGUGCGUUUCGUUGAAAAAUAUCUUUGAAUACAUGGAUGUUAGCAUAACUAUUAUUAUUGCAGAAAUUUAAGAAUGAAUGUUUCUGGUGUUUGCACUUGUUGCAGUGGGUUAUGCUACGUAGAGUAUUUUAAAGGGAAAAAGACUGUAACUUCUAAAAUGUAUUUCUCUAGUUAAUACUCCGUGUCCCUUAAAGUUUUCUCUUGUGCUGAAGUUUGUCUUCGAGCACAGAAAGUUAAGUGGAUUUGUGUAUUCUGUAUUAGUGGUUGUGCAAUCUUACAGUGCUGGAGCAUGGGGAUAAUAUGCAAGGAACCAAAUCCAAGCACUCUUAAAAUUACUUGUUUCCAGUAACUACUAGUUAAGCUCGUGGAAAGCGCAAUGUGAUGAUUGAAAAACUAAGAUUAAAGUAGCACUUGGUUGUGGUUGUUGCUGCCAUAAUAGCCUCAUCUUUACAAAUAUUAAUCUAUUCUUUGAAUAGUGAUAUAAGACAGUAAUACUUGUUUUUGAGAGACAUACUGAAUAGCGUUACUUACUUUACAGUGUACUUUGUGGGCUGUGACAGAAUUGCUGGAUAUUGCCAUAGAUCUAUUCCUGAGGUUUUAGAUUUUGCAUUACUAAACAUGAAUACAAGGAAGUAAGAACAAGGGUGUUGGUGAAAAGUUGUGGAAGUGUGGUUAGCACAGCUCCUUACAAGUUUAUUUUUCUGCAGUAGAACUCUAUAUUCAUCAAAGCUGACAUCAGCAGGGUUUUGAAAAACAUGACAAGGAACCUAUAGGUGUACUCACUGGGACAGUUUGUACUAAUCCAAGAAGCACUGUAAUUUUCCUUAUCUCAUUUAUAAAUCAGUGCUGGGGAGAAUGCCCAUUGAUUGCUCCUCUUAUGGCAAAUGCUACAACAGGUUAUUGUAACCUGCCUGUAUUAUAUUUCUUUCCUAACUGCACAGUAUCUGUCCCUCAUUUAAUCCUUUAAGAACCGUUUUUUGUAAAGAGGAUUACCUUAGAUUCUGGGGCAAGAUUUGGAAGCACUCUUGCUUGUAGCUUUUGAUUCCAGACUUAACAAGCAAUGUCAAGAGCUAAUUCAGAAGCAGCUGUUAGGCUUUUUUCCUCCUUAUCUAUUACUGGCCUCAGUUCUGUCUACUAUUUCUGAACAGCUGAUGAACAGCUGUCUAAGAGUGUUAAAACCUUUUUUCUUUUUUCCCUUUCACCUUGAAUGUUAAUGGAUAAUUCAUAGAUCUUUCUUGGUGCCUCAAAUGAGGAAAUAGCAAAUGAAAGACCUUUGUCAAGGUGUCUGCAAAAUGAUAUGCCAUGUCAGGUCAUACUCAGGAGAGAUUACCUGAGCAAUCCUUCAAAUUCUUUGGAAUAUUCAAAUGCUAGUAGUGAUUUAUUUUUUGGUAAAUGAAAUUGCGUCAGAUUGCUGUGCACAUUCAGUGGUAAAAUCAGUUCAAGAAGGCCUGGUCCUUGGAAACACCUUGUAAAGUGUAAUGUUUUCCUAGAACAACAAAAAUUAAAGAACAAAUAUUUGCUCAAAGGGAACAUUCUGGGUAUUCUCUAAUAAAAACUUCUAGCUACAAGAAGAAAUUUUUUUUCCCACAUAAAGUAAAAACAAGCAUUCAACAAGAAGGCAGAGGAAAAUGUGGAAAAAUAGGUCUGCUACAACGAGAGUUUGUAUCAUAGGUCUGCUACAGCUGAGGGUUUAUAUCGUCUCUUCAUGUACUAGUAAACUGGAUGCGUGAGAAGUCCAAAGGAGAUCACAAAAGGGGAUAAACAAAUUACCUACUUUGAGUAAUGUUCAAGUAAUACAGAAGUUCUUGUGAAAAAUAUGUUUCUGGUAAACUACAUGAUGUAAAAUGAAUGCUUUUUAAUAUGUAAUAAAACAUUUUCAUUGUGAAGUUAAAA
Messenger RNA from Meleagris gallopavo (turkey), 5025 nucleotides. RefSeq names its product praja ring finger ubiquitin ligase 2 (gene PJA2). Gene Ontology annotation, biological process: ubiquitin-dependent protein catabolic process. Lineage: Eukaryota; Metazoa; Chordata; Aves; Galliformes; Phasianidae. Gene Ontology annotation, molecular function: ubiquitin protein ligase activity. The record is from RefSeq and is a predicted model, not a curated record. Gene Ontology annotation, cellular component: nucleus.